AAAACGUUUUACAAAUAAAGGAAACCUCGCAAUACACGAAGGAGUGCACACUAAAGAAAAACCUUACAAAUGUACCGUUUGUUCAAAGUCUUUUAUGACGAAAUCCAUCCUGUUAAGACACCAAAGCGUGCACACUAAUAAUAAUCCUUACAAAUGUGCCGUUUGUUACAAAGCCUUCAAGGAAAAAUCUAAUAUGCUAAAGCACUCACGGCGGCAUACUGGAGAGAAGCCAUACAAAUGUGCUGUGUGCCUGAAAUCUUUUUCGGUUAAAUCCUGCCUGGUACAGCAUGAACGCAUACACACUGGCGAGAAGCCAUACAAAUGUGACGUGUGUCUAAAGUGUUUUACACAAAAAGCAAACCUCGCAGUACACAAACGAUCGCAUACUGGAGAAAAGCCUUACACUUGUGACGUGUGCCUGAAAUCGUUUUCGAAAAAAACUCACCUGAUUACGCAUGAACGCACGCACACUGGAGAAAAGCCUUACAAAUGUUUCGUGUGCCUGAAAUCUUUUUCGGUAAAAUCCAGUCUGGUCAUACACGAGCGCCUGCAUAGUGAGGAAAAGCCUUACAAAUGUGCUGUGUGCCUGAAAUCGUUUUCAAUUAAAUGUAAUUUGGUAGCACACGAACGCUUGCAUACUGGCAAAAAACCCUACAAAUGUAGUGUUUGCCUGAAAUCUUUUUCGGCGAAAUUUAGUUUGGUAUUACAUGAACGCAUACACACUGGCGAGAAGCCAUACAAAUGUGACGUUUGUCUAAAGUAUUUUUCACAAAAAGCAAACCUCGCAGUACACAAACGGUUCCAUACUGGAGAAAAUCGCUACACUUGUGACGUGUGCCUGAAAUCUUUUUCGAUAAAAUCCAAUCUGGUAGCUCACAAACGCAUCCAUACUGGAGAAAAGCCUUACGCUUGUGACUUAUGCCAGAAAUCUUUUUCGACAAAAACUCAUCUGGUUACGCACGGACGCACUUACACUGGAGAAAAGCCUACAAAUGUGCUGUGUGCCUGAAAUAUUUUUCGGUUAAAUCCUGCCUGGUACAACAUGAACACAUACACACUGGCGAGAAGCCAUACAAAUGUGAAGUUUGUUUAAAGUGUUUUAAACAAAAAUCAAGCAUCGCAUUGCACAAACGCAUGCAUGCCGCAGAAAAGUCAUACAAGUGUGUCAAGUGCCUGAAACCUAUUGCGGUGAAAUCCUACAUUUCAAAAAAACAUAAACAUGUCCAUUCUGGAGGAAAUCCUUGCGAAUGCGAGGUUUGUUUCAAGUGUUCCAAAAUAAAACCGGGGUCGACAUAAACGUGACCAUGUUGGAGAACAGUCAGAUCUUUAUCAGCCAUAAUUUCC
This is a messenger RNA of Adelges cooleyi (spruce gall adelgid), 1344 nucleotides long. Its product is annotated as zinc finger protein ZFP2-like. Gene Ontology annotation, molecular function: RNA polymerase II cis-regulatory region sequence-specific DNA binding; DNA-binding transcription factor activity, RNA polymerase II-specific. The coding region runs from base 95 to 1009 and encodes 304 amino acids. The record is from RefSeq and is a predicted model, not a curated record. Gene Ontology annotation, biological process: regulation of transcription by RNA polymerase II. Lineage: Eukaryota; Metazoa; Arthropoda; Insecta; Hemiptera; Adelgidae. Gene Ontology annotation, cellular component: nucleus. The transcript has a single exon.